UUUUUUUGUUGCUCGAAACCCGCUGCCUCCAGGACAGAGCUUGCUUGUCUGCCGUUGGAUCGUUUGUUUUCAUUAAUUCCUUUGACGGUUCGAGCUUGCCGUUGCGUGUUUCCCUCGAGGACCAAUCUCCCCUCUACCGCUUUCUUUGGCCGCCGCGUUGCGUCGACCGCCCGCCGAACUUACACCCUGCUGCUCGACCGACCCCAAGUCUAGUCGGCGUCUUCCACUCCCGAGCGGCUAUUACCGGACGAACGGCGCCACGACACUCACGGCACUACAAAACAGCUUCUGCGCUUGAACAAAGCUUCAUUCAAUGAGAAAUCGCGGAGACAAGACAAUCUCAACGCCCGGUAUCCCUGCUGGACAUUAUUGGUACCGAGACGCCGCCGCACUUAUUACAGCGAGGGCUUUGGAUGUUUGUCAGCGCACUUGAACGAGGAAGAAAACGCCACAUUCCUGCGUAAAGGAGCUUUAUUGCCCGGCAUCCUGCUCAUCUACGAACCGUUUACGCUCGCCGACCAGCAGUGUCACUAGCAAAAACCGAAUUUCAGCCAAAACUCUGAGAAUUCGCGACGAUGGCGCCCGACACUUCCAACGAUUCAUCCGCCAGUGGCUCAUUAUCGCCGUCACCAUCCAUCGCCGAGCCCGCGGACAAGUCCAAAAAGAGAGCCGCCCCUGGCAGCGACAAUGCCUCUGAGGCCCCGCAAAAGGUCACCAAGCGCCGUGCUGCGCGUGCCUGCGUCUCAUGCCGCGCUCGCAAGGUGCGCUGCGACGUGGUUGAGGGCGCGCCCUGCGGAAACUGUCGAUGGGACAACGUCGAGUGCAUCGUGCAAGAAAGCCGUCGGCGCAAGUAGGUGAAAUCCAUUCCGUUCCCGCACCAUUUCCUGGGAGAGUAUCGCGUCUAAUCCACCGAGGGGCCCGGGGGCGGCGGGAGAAAGUGGCGGAUCAUGUCCGCCUGUCCUUCACUCGCGUCCGUUCGCCCGGUCGGGCGCCCCCUCUGCGGUGCAGUGCGGUCCGGGGGGUGUGGGUGUGGGUGUGGAUUGAUUUGCUUUGCGUCACAAGCGCACGCGCAUGCAAGACGGCUGCACUCACACAAGCCCAGCAGCCCGCCUGCAGAUGGGGGACCUCCCUACCCGCAAUAAUUCCCGCUGUCGUGCACCUCUUUUGGCAAGCCCAAGCAUGGCUGACCCCGAUUAUUAGGAAGAACCUUGUCACGGCGGCAAAUGCCGUGGGGCCUGGUGCUGGUGCCAAUGGCGGGUCAGCCGAGGCUCAGCUGCAGCAGCACCAUCAUCAGAGCCACCAGGCCCAGCACCAGCACCCACAGCAGCACCAGCAGCACCAGCAGCAACAAUUGCGAAGCAAGGCCACCGCCGGCUCAGGCGCCCCAACGGGCAACCCGCUGGCCGCCAUCAAUGGCCCUGCCGCGGCGGCUGCGGCGGCCAGGCGGGCGAGCGAGGCCAAGAGCAGCUUCAGCAGCGUGGACGGGCAUGUCCCGCACAUGAUCUGUGAGUGUUUUGUCUUCUGCCCGCUGGACACGUCCCAACACGCCCGCCCGCGUUCUCCAAUUUUCCCUUUGCUCCCGCCCCCUUGGCUUGCCCUUCGGCCGGCGAUGGAUCGUCUGCAUGGCCGGCGUUUUGGACAUGGCCUCCGACUCCGUGUCGUCUCCGCAUCUCCCGCAAUUCGCCCCUUCUCCAGCUUUUUCGUCGACCCACCUCCGCCCCCAGCCCAGCCCCGAGAACCCCAACAUGAGCCCCAAAACCUCCUUUUCCGGAGUUUUGAGUUCGGGCUAGGAAGGUGGGGCCCCGCCGAGCGUUCCUGCACGGGCUGGGGCAUGGGCAUGGCCGCAUGGGCAUCACGAGUCUCACCUACCUUUGACUUGUCCUGUCUCACCGGCCUCCUUGUGACGCGGAGCCGCACUCUCCCCCUCCUUUCACGUGCAAAUGGCGGAAGCCCGCCGCACCCUCACCUUCACGCCUCUCCCUCACCGAUGCCGCGCCGUCAGGCACGAUGACGAUGUCUAGCGCACCCCACUGACCACGAGACCAGACCAACGCUCUGCCGGAUACCGCAGUCAUAGCGACGCUAGCUCCAUGCUGGGCCGCGUCCCGUCUGAAAGCACGCCCACGCUCCCCUCGCCCCAGCUCCCGUGGAAUCCCAGCCUCGCUGGUCACGCCGACCUCUUUGGCAACGGCCGGACUGCCCAGUUCCUCAACUCGCUCGAGCCUCCCGAUGCUGGCACCCACCUGCCGCCCUUUGUCCGCCCUCUGCCCACCAAGAUCGCGCCUGAGGAUGUGCAGUACCUUUACGCAAAGGGUGCCCUGACGCUGCCCUCGACGCCUCUGCAGAACGGGCUGCUGCAGUCGUACGUCGAGUAUGUGCACCCCUACAUGCCGCUCAUGGACCUCCAUGGCUUCCUCAACAUUGUCAACCGCCGCGACGGGCUCAAUGGCCAGACGAGCCUGCUCCUCUACCAGGCCAUGAUGUUCUCGGCCACCGCCUUUGUCGACAUGAAGCACCUGCGGGAGGCAGGCUAUGCAACUCGCAAGGCCGCCAGGAAAGCCUUUUUCCAGAAGACCAGGCUCCUCUACGACUUCGACUACGAAUCAGACCGCCUUGUCCUCGUCCAGGCUCUCAUGCUCAUGACCUACUGGUAUGAGACCCCUGAUGACCAGAAGGACACAUGGCAUUGGAUGGGCGUGGCCAUCUCCCUGGCCCACACCAUCGGCCUCCACCGCAACCCGGAGGCGACGAGCAUGUCCGUCUCCAAGCAGCGCCUGUGGAAGCGCAUUUGGUGGUCGUGCUUUAUGCGCGACCGCCUCAUCGCGCUGGGCAUGCGCCGCCCAACUCGCAUCAAGGACGAGGACUUUGACGUGCCCAUGCUCGUCGAGACAGAUUUCGAGAUCCAAGCGCUGCCCGAAAGCAACACCGUCAUCCCCAAGGAAUGCAGGCUCAUGCGCGAUGUGGCCAUGCAGCGCGAAUUGGCUACCAUGUGCAUCGCAAAGGCCAAGCUGUGUGUCUGCAUCAGCCACAUGCUGAAAGCCCAGUACUCUGUCCUCAUCCGUGACAAGAUGAAGCCUGAGAACACGACCAACAGCACCAUGAUGCUGUUUCCAAACAAGCAGCUGGACAACGUUGAAAGCAUCAACGCCGUAGACAUCGAGCUCAGCGCCUGGGCCGAGUCUCUGCCCGAGUGCUGCAACUACCGCCCCCUCAAUCCUCUCGACGUCAAGGACGGCAAGUCUACCGUUGCGGUACAACGAACGCUGCUGCACAUGGUCUACCAUACGACCAUCUCGGCUCUUCACCGACCUCAAUUCCUUCCCUCGUCCCCGUCGCAAGCACCGACGACGUCCCGACAAACACAGGAGAUUUCGCGCUUGCGCGUCCGGGAUGCGGCCUCGCAGAUCACUCGCAUGGCGACGGAGCUGCAUCAUCUCCGACUCGAGCGAUAUCUGCCAACGACCGGCGUGACGGUGAUUCUACCGGCGAUGAUCAUUCACCUCCUCGAGAUGAAGAACCCGACGCCACAGGCUCGCGAUCGUGCGACCAAGGGCUUUCGCCAGUGCAUGCGCGUCAUGGAGAAGCUAAGGGAGAUAUACGCCGCGGCCGACUAUGCCACUGGUUUCUUGGAUGCUGCACUGCGCAAGGCAGCAAUCGACGUUUCGACGAGCGUCUCGCAGUCCACCCUUUCCCUGAUGAAGCAAGUGCCAGUGGAGUUCAGCGCCCAGACUCCGCCUCCGGAGAACGUGCCGUACAUGACGGCCUCGGAGUCGCUGUUCCAGGAGAUGCCGAAGCUGGCACAGAGGCAGACGAUGCUGCCGCCCAACACCGUCAAUGCUGCGGUGCUUGAGCUGUCAACGAACUCGCCGCCGCAAACGGACUUCGAUUCGGCUGACAUGACGCCCAGCACCAGUGGGGGAUCGGACGCGGCGCAAGUCGACCUGGACACAGUCGACCUUGACUUUAUGCAGGGCCACGACGAGUUUGACUGGAACGCGGUGGCGGGCACCGACUUUGACGUGGACCAGUGGCUGCAAUUUCCGGCCGAGGGAGUCAAUGGCCAGGACGAAGGUAUGGCUGACGAGGUGCUUGGCGCCAACGGAGAAGACGAAAGCAAGACGAUGGAGCAGGUGCUCAGCUUGGCAGCCCUGGACGACGAUGGCGACACGAAGAUGCAGGCGAUCGAGCCUAACACAAAUAUGGAGGUGUCUGCGCAGGCAUGACGGUUACUACGGCGACUCUCCGUCGUCGGCCAGAACCACGCAACGCAAUCGUCAACACCUGCUCCUCCGUGGCAGCAAUCUUGAUCAUGUGGUGUCCACCAACAAGGACACGGGAGUGUAUGUCUUGGCCGAUUCAAUAAUCAUUACGUUUGGGGCCACCAGUUGUGUUUGACAGGGUGUAGACUGGGCGGUGUUUGGCGUUGCAUAUGCCUGGUUGGGUCAGGUAACGGAGCAUCUUUCUGGAGAUUGGCGUUUUGGGUGGGCUGGGAAAGUCAAAAGAAGUCGUCGGAAAGGCAACGACACGAAUUUCAUGAACGGAUGUAUCAGAUGCUCUCUCAAGAGCGGCCGCUUAGUUAGGCGACCAAGUAUGAAGCAAGUUGAGAGAUUGCCGAAUGGUGAUGCCUGGCGCGUUGGCAGUGUCUGAGAAGCGCGACAAUGAACUGUGAGAAGUGAGCACGGGUGAAGCUGUGCUGGGACAGACGGCGGGCGAUGGCCGGCCAACAGUCGGAUCAGCGGCAUCAUUUAAUCUAAAGAAAAGUGUACCGACCUCGUGCAUGGGGUUUGCAUCACCACCACGUCGGUGUCAUGAGCGACGGAGCGGGUACUUCUUUUAAUAGUCGCG
Purpureocillium takamizusanense is the source of this 4845-nucleotide messenger RNA. RefSeq names its product Cutinase transcription factor 1 beta, variant 3 (gene CTF1BETA). Gene Ontology annotation, biological process: DNA-templated transcription; regulation of DNA-templated transcription. The coding region runs from base 2091 to 4223 and encodes 710 amino acids. NCBI's taxonomy places the organism in Eukaryota, Fungi, Ascomycota, Sordariomycetes, Hypocreales, Ophiocordycipitaceae. The transcript has 3 exons. The record is from RefSeq and is a predicted model, not a curated record. Gene Ontology annotation, molecular function: DNA-binding transcription factor activity, RNA polymerase II-specific; zinc ion binding; DNA binding.